Messenger RNA from Hypoxylon fragiforme, 3861 nucleotides. RefSeq names its product ARM repeat-containing protein. Gene Ontology annotation, cellular component: U2-type prespliceosome; catalytic step 2 spliceosome; U2 snRNP. Gene Ontology annotation, molecular function: mRNA binding. Gene Ontology annotation, biological process: spliceosomal complex assembly. Bases 1 to 3648 code for a protein of 1215 amino acids. The record is from RefSeq and is a predicted model, not a curated record. Lineage: Eukaryota; Fungi; Ascomycota; Sordariomycetes; Xylariales; Hypoxylaceae. The transcript is spliced from 2 exons.
AUGUCAGACGCUGACUUCGAGACCAUUAGAAAGCUUCAAGCUGAGCGAAAUGCUGCUGCCGCCGCAAAGAAUGGGUCUCGCGGCCGAGAUCCCAACAAUCAGCGAUCUGAGAGCUCGACCAAGGCAAAGCUAACCGAAUCUUUCGACACGCAACUUUACGAACGCGAUGGAGAUGACAAAUAUGCCGGCUAUCUUACUUCAAUCCCUGCCGGAGAUGGGGAAGAUGAAGAGAUGGAAGACGUAGAUAACUCGCGUCGCUUAGUUGGCCAGUAUACCGCAACACGUUCUCAGAUCGAUGAGUUCGCACACGGGAAUGGCGUUGAAGAAGAUGAUCCCUUUGCAGGGAGAGGUGAAAACAGUACUAGAAUUGUCGAUCGCGAGACUGACUACCAGAAACGCCGCUUCGACCGCGUCCUUACCCCGACGAGAGCAGAUGCCUUCAAUCGCCAAGGGGGCGCCGCAGAAGAAGGAGAUACGUUUCGCGAUGUUAUGGAACGUAGAGAGAUCGAAAGGGAGGAAGAACGAGUCAAACGCGCUAUUCAAGCUAGACGGGAAGGGAAAGAGCCCGACGACGAGCAUCAGCCAACACUAAAGGAUGGAGAUAAAGAGAAUGGGGAGGCCGGAUCUAGCGACGCGGUCACAGCUUCGCGAAAGCGUAAGAAGAGGUGGGAUGUUGCUUCCACGGCUGUGGACGAGCCAUCAUCAGAGCCAGCUGAAGGAAAGUCCAAAAAGUCCAGAUGGGACCAGGCACCAUCACUCCCCGCCGCUGGCACUGCUGACGCAGCCAAGAAGAGAUCAAGAUGGGAUCAAGCACCAUCAGCAACACCCAUUGGCAACAGCGGUUUAGUCACGCCAAUGCACACAUCUUCGGUCGGGCCUGGGGCUGUCAAGUCAGAUAUAUCUGCACCUGGUAUUCUUGGGGACGAAGAGCUAAACGCACUACUUCCUGGCGAGGAGCAAGGCUACAAGAUUUUAGACCCGCCGGCGGGAUAUACUACUGGGCAUGCCCCCUUGCAUAGGGCCGCCGCCACGCCGCUUCCACCGAGCUACAGUGGCUUCAUGAUGCAGGAUCCUGAGAGUACACGACUAGGGGGAAGCCAAAUGCCCAAAGAAAUCCCCGGUGUCGGUGAACUACAGUUCUUCAAGCAGGAAGAUAUGGCUUACUUCGGAAAGCUUGCAGACGGCUCAGACGAAAACAGCUUAAGCGUUGACGAGCUCAAAGAGCGAAAAAUCAUGAGGCUUCUCCUGAAGAUCAAGAAUGGUACUCCUCCCAUGCGAAAGACUGCUCUCAGGCAACUCACAGAUAAUGCAAGGCAGUUUGGCGCUGGGCCUCUCUUCAACCAGAUCCUUCCACUUCUGAUGGAGAAAACGUUAGAAGACCAAGAACGCCAUUUGCUCGUCAAAGUAAUCGACCGCAUCCUCUGGAAACUUGACGACCUCGUUCGCCCUUACGUUCACAAGAUUCUAGUUGUCAUUGAGCCCCUUCUUAUCGAUCAAGACUAUUAUGCCAGAGUGGAAGGUCGCGAGAUUAUCUCUAAUCUUAGCAAGGCUGCUGGUCUUGCGACGAUGAUCAGCACAAUGAGGCCGGACAUUGAUCACGUUGACGAAUACGUGCGGAACACAACCGCGAGAGCCUUCGCAGUCGUGGCCUCAGCGCUCGGUAUACCUGCUCUUCUGCCUUUUCUACGCGCUGUGUGCCGAAGCAAGAAGUCAUGGCAAGCUCGUCAUACCGGUGUCAAAAUCGUUCAGCAAAUUCCUAUUCUGAUGGGAUGUGCUGUUCUACCUCACCUCAAGGGACUUGUGGACUGCAUAGGCCCAAAUUUAAACGACGAGCAGACAAAAGUGCGGACCGUUACUAGUUUGGCCAUUGCUGCUCUUGCUGAGGCGUCUAACCCUUACGGUAUUGAAAGUUUUGAUGAUAUUUUGAACCCCUUAUGGACCGGUGCUCGAAAGCAGCGCGGUAAAGGUCUUGCUGGCUUUCUAAAAGCCGUUGGUUAUAUCAUACCACUAAUGGACGAAGAAUAUGCCAACUAUUACACCUCGCAAGUGAUGGAUAUUCUGCUCCGAGAGUUCUCAUCCCCAGACGAAGAAAUGAAGAAGGUUGUGUUGAAGGUUGUAUCUCAGUGUGCGGGCACUGAAGGUGUGACAGCCGGUUAUCUCAAGGAACAUGUCCUCGACGAGUUUUUCAAGAGUUUCUGGGUUCGACGGAUGGCUUUGGACAAGCGCAACUAUCGACAAGUGGUCGAGACAACUGUCGACAUCGGUCAAAAGGUUGGCGUCAGUGAGAUUCUGGAACGAGUUGUCGGUAACCUCAAAGAUGAAAGUGAGGCAUAUCGCAAAAUGACCGUUGAGACUGUCGAAAAGGUGGUUGCCAGUCUAGGGGCUGCAGACAUCGGGGAGAGAUUAGAGGAGCGCCUCAUUGACGGCAUCCUCCAUUCCUUCCAAGAGCAAAGCGUUGAGGACAUCAUCAUGCUGAACGGCUUCGGCACGGUUGUCAACGCCUUGGGCACGCGUUGCAAGCCGUAUCUACCACAAAUAGUGUCUACUAUCUUAUGGCGUCUAAACAACAAAUCUGCAACUAUUCGCCAGCAAGCUGCAGACCUUAUCAGCAGAAUUGCGAUAGUUAUGAAGCAAUGCGGUGAAGAUGCACUCAUGGGGAAGCUGGGUGUUGUUUUAUACGAAUACCUCGGAGAGGAGUACCCUGAGGUUUUGGGCUCUAUUCUCUCCGCGCUUCGUAGCAUCGUCACUGUCGUUGGUAUUAGCCAAAUGCAACCUCCAAUCAAGGAUCUACUACCCCGGCUCACGCCAAUUCUACGAAACCGUCACGAAAAGGUGCAAGAAAACACAAUCGACCUUGUCGGUCGAAUUGCCGACCGUGGCCCGGAAAGUGUGAACGCAAGGGAAUGGAUGCGAAUCUGCUUCGAACUGCUAGACAUGCUGAAGGCGCACAAAAAGGGGAUUCGAAGAGCGGCCAACAAUACAUUCGGCUUCAUUGCCAAGGCCAUCGGACCGCAGGAUGUGUUAGCCACUUUACUUAAUAACUUACGAGUCCAGGAGCGACAGUCACGGGUGUGUACAGCAGUCGCCAUUGGCAUCGUCGCCGAGACAUGUGCUCCUUUCACAGUGCUGCCUGCUUUAAUGAAUGAGUACCGAGUCCCCGAACUCAACGUCCAGAACGGUGUACUCAAGUCUUUAUCAUUCCUUUUCGAGUACAUCGGGGAGAUGGCCAAAGACUACGUCUAUGCAGUUACACCACUUCUUGAGGACGCACUGAUCGACCGUGAUCAAGUGCAUCGACAGACAGCUGCCUCAGUCGUCAAGCAUAUAGCCCUCGGAGUGGUUGGUCUAGGGUGUGAAGAUGCCAUGGUGCAUCUCCUUAAUCUUCUCUGGCCUAACCUCUUCGAAACCAGCCCGCACGUUAUUGACCGUAUCGUAGAAGCAAUCGAAGCCAUUCGCAUGGCUGUUGGGCCCGGCCUCGUGCUUAACUACGUGUGGGCAGGUCUAUUCCACCCUGCCCGUAAAGUUCGACAGCCUUACUGGCGACUCUACAACGAUGCAUACGUACAGGCAGCCGAUGCCAUGGUUCCUUAUUAUCCGAAUUUGAACGAAGAGGGUAUCGACAGGCCCGAGCUGGCGAUUGUGUUAUAAAGAGCUUGAGUAGCAGAAACAACAGCAUUGCUAUUGGUCACUUCAGUUCAAAGGUUUGGGUGGCGGCGUGUACAGUAGAUACAAAAAGACAUAGGCGCAUUAAUGAUUGGGAGAUUUUUUUUCGCAAUACGUUGAGGAUUUGAGUGAAGUUGGAUGCAAACAUGCGCUCGCGACUGUCCUCCCGCACAUGCUUCAGUCUGAUACAGAUAACAG